Dermacentor andersoni is the source of this 5040-nucleotide messenger RNA. The record is from RefSeq and is a predicted model, not a curated record. NCBI's taxonomy places the organism in Eukaryota, Metazoa, Arthropoda, Arachnida, Ixodida, Ixodidae.
AGCUAUAGCAUGGGUCCACGAAAUAAUCUGUUCUUUCCUAGGGGGGUAAAACACUUACUACCCAAAGCAUACGCUACAAUUUUCUGAUGCCUAGCGUUGUCGCUUUGCUCCAGGGCGUUUGCGAAAGUAUAGCGGAAUAUUUUGAUGUCACUUGUGUGCUGGUGCUGCGACUUAGCGCUGACAUCGGACGAAUCUUGGUCCCGACGAGUCUGUUAUGCAAGAGUUGCUGAAAGAUCAAAAGGAUGACGACUAUACAUCGCAGGCACGGAUGGUUGAAUUCCUUCGAAGACAUGUCGAAGAACCCGCCGACGAACGACGGGCAGGUCGUCAGGAUCGAGGAAUCCGCCGACCGUCACCGUUCAAGCCGCCAGCAGCAUCAGGAGGACAAGGACACUCAGGCCACCACCGCUGCCUCUCACGCGAUUGGCCGCAAGAGCGAAAUAGGAUCGGAUCACUCGACAUGGACAGGCCGAACCGAACGCACGACCGCUUCACCCAUCCGAGGCCGCGGCCCGCAGAGCAGCGACAAUUGGCAGACCGAGCAGGCACCUACCGCCACGGUAGGCACCGCGCGCCGUUCGCGUCGCAUUCAACGCUCAAGCAAGAAGUCGGAGAAGUCCAAGUAUCAACAGAGCAGACCCACGCUCGAUACGUUGGCGACCAGCAAAGCGAAGGUACCGAAAGGCGCCGUCAAUGCACGCAAGAGGCAGGGUUCGGUCCAGGGCAGACAGACGAACAGACGCAAAGGCCAGGCAGGCCAAGCCGGGCUGGCGGACCGAGGAGCUAAUCCCACCGCCGAAGCCGAUGUCAGUGGCAUUGACCCUGACCAGGCGGAGUCGGCGACGAGAGCGGACGAGGUGGACGACUUGUCGACCGCCCAAUCUUAUUUGUCGACCUUCUACGCUCUGGCCACCACUUUAGCGACAACUCUGGCCGCGCUGCUGUCGGCCCCUAGACAACAACCACAAGUCGUAAGCAGCAGUCCCGGUGCUUUCUGCACCACGUCUGUGGCUUCAACUGUCCAGGACGCUUCCGACCAACAGGGGUCGUCGUCGACGUAUCAUUCGUACAACCACGAACAAACAAGUCUGGCUCCGGAUGUUUGCAGCGCAAGCUCUCGUAGUGCAAUUUCCGCGGACAGCGAGAAACCGAUAAGAGGACGUGUGUCCCAGGGCCUCAACGAACCUGUAGCCAAGGUGCUUCAGGAUGUUCCAUCGAUCGAACCGGCGAAGGCGCCAGAGGGCGCCACGAGAGCGAGCCCCACCGAUCACGUCUGCCCCGCAGCGCGCUCCCCAGAUGUCCCUCCGUCUGCUGCCCGAGCGCACAAAGGCGACAUGACUGCCUCGCCCUGCUCGCCCACAACCAGGGCGCUGAAGGAAGCUGCGACAAUCCUCAGCAUGAAGCCCUUGCGGUUUCCUGGAAUGAAGAAGGACGACAUGAUCAGGAUGAGGGUCCUCACCAUCGCCUCGAUUGUUGUGACGGUCACCGUUAUCCUCGGCGUCAUUGCCUUCGCGAUCAUCACCCACCACCGCGGCGCCAAGCUGAAGGACUACUGCGACACGGAUGGCUGCCUGUACCACGCUCGUACGCUCACGCGCAAACUGAACCAGAGCAUCGACCCGUGUGUCGAUUUUGCCGCGUACGUCUGCUCCGCCUGGGUACCCUCGGGCGUGUACAGCGAGCAGACCAAGUCGCCCAUAGAUGGCAUCCUCUACUCUCGUUUCAUCGGCUUCCCGGAAAUGCUAGCCAACGGCGCUCGCGAGCUUCCGGUGGGAGAGAAGGCGCGCGCCAUGCACGUUGCCUGCAUGGAUUCCGCAGCCCAAGCCGUAGCCAACAUCGAAGAGUUUCGACACCUUAUGCAGGCCAUGAGGUUAAGCUGGCCGGAACCGCCUCGAGAAGAUUCCAAUGCCCUUGGCGUCCUGCUUUCUCUAGCAUUCCAGUGGCAGAUACCGCUAUGGAUCGCGGUCAACGCGCCCGCAUUGCAGAAGACCGACUGGCGCCUGAGGAUCAGACCGGGGGACUACAUACCGUUGCUGAAGAACCAGUACGUCAGCGUGACGAGCGGCGACGGGUACGUGCGCUACUGGCUUGGGUUCUACAACGCAUUUCGUACCAGCUCCACCAUUCCUUUAAGCAGGCCCCAAAUAGAACGCGUUGCUGACGCCGAGGGUCGCAUACUCGAGCAACUGAACAAGGCGCUCAUCUCGAAGAAGAAGAUCCCGGCCGUGUUGCCGCUCGCAGUCGUUGGCAACUUCUCCGCCCCUGUCUCCUCAUCGGAGUGGCUGGAGCAGUUGACUCUGAGCCUGGCGUUCAGCCCCAAGUUCGUCGCGAGCGACCAAAUUGCCGUGAGCGACACGGGCUUUCUGGCGGCGCUGGGAGGCCUCUUCGCGAACUACACCCACCAAAGGCUAAUCGAACAGCUGUCUUGGGCCUUCGUCCAGGCGUACUCGCCCAUAUCGGAUCCGAAGCUGCAGACGGCUCGCUACGGCAACACGUGGAAGGCGGACAGGUACAGGCCCAUACUGUGCGCCCAUCAAGUGGAGUCUUCCAUGAAGAUGCUAGUCUUCGCGCUCAACUACGUUUCCGGCUACACUCAGCGAGACACCGAGCUCGUCAAUGCUGGCCUCACUAGCCUGAUCUACGCCGCCUCCAGUAAGAUCAACAGCUCCGGAUGGCUGGACGAAGAGAGCAAGGCGCGCGCUGCGAGGAAAAUAGAUUCCGUGCUAACGUUCCUCUGGCCGGCGAAGCAAUGGAUCCGCAAUGAAUUCCUCAGUUCUCUGUACAAUGACUACCCGAGCGAGGAAGAAACUUUCGGCGAUUACUGGAUAAAGGCCCGCUUCGCCGUGGCGAAGCACGACAGGACAGCCGAGUUCGAGGCUACGCUGAACCUGCCGAGUAAUAUUCCGCCACCCAGCUUUGGCUACGAUUACAUCACCAACAGCAUCGCCUUGCCUAUCGGCAUAGUCGACCGGCCGUUGUACUACGGGGAUGGAAACAAGGCCAUGUUCUACGGCGGCCUCGGAUUCCUCAUAGCUUUGCAGAUCGCCUCCGCGCUGGACAGUGUGGGAAUCACGUGGGACGCCGAAGAAAGGAGCGUCGCGUCCAUCAUUGCGAGCGACGCGUCGAUGAAGGCUUUCGAGGUGAAAGACGGUUGCGUCGAGGACGAAGGAAUCGAGAGCAUAUUUCCCGAAGUGCCGGCGCUGGAAAUCGCUUACGCCGCGUUUCAGCGCGCCGUUCGAAACGACAAGGACGGCGCACCGGCGGCACUGCCAGGGUUGUCGCCGGACAAGGUGUUCUUCAUGACCCUGUGCUACAUGGCCUGCACGAGGCUGGACGCGAAGCACGCUUUCGGUGUCGACUGUCACAAGGUUGUCCGCAACUCGCCGGCUUUCCAAGCGGCGUUCAGCUGUCCCAGCGGCUCAAAGAUGAACCCGACAAGAAAAUGCACUUUCUUCGACUGACUGGCGAAACGCGUUGUGUUAACACUUGCGUAUAGCCAGGACGUGCCUCACAUCCUUGGCACAAGAACUUCUUUUGUGUACUGUUUCUCUGUUUUACAGGUGUUCGGCGUUUCUAUGUGUACACUAUUAUGCUAAUUAAGUCGUGUGAUUAGGCGAAUUGCUCGAUUGAGAACUUUCACGUUCCUCUGUCUAGUUUUUUUAUUAUUAUUAUUGCGCUCCUUUGCUUGACUAUGCAUCCAUUUUCGCAUAGGAUGCUGCGUCUGUGAACUGGUUUAGCCACAAAGCAGUGUUCGAAUUCACUCCGACUUUAACCCCUUCCACACCGCGCUGCAUUUUUCUCGUUUUAUGCGAUCUCUCUGACCAUAGAAUGCAAGCACAUUGCAUGUUACACGCCGCCCUAGUGUGCGGUUUAUGAUUUGGGAUCCCAAUGUAACGGACCGCUAUGUGUGUGUUUUGAACCCAUGUUUGCUUCAACUAUAUCCGUCAUCGUCGUUCCGAGGUGCAUUUCUCUCACGGGACUUUUUCUUAAAAAUGGGCGCCCUAAGCAUAUAUAUUUGAAACACAUGUGCGUCAUUCACUUUCGCAUUCGCCCGAGUGUUGAACUGAACUGGUGCCGAGUACUUAGACCGUGAACAUUGUCUACACUGCCCAACAUAUUUAAAAGCAUAAUUUAUGGCGUAUACUUCUGGAACAAAUGCGUGGAGCUGGCUUGUAUAUUUUCGCCAAACUUAGCGACCUAAGAUGUGCGUUUCCUUGUCAUAAGGUAGUAGACAAAUGUACAGCUGUACUGGGAGGUUCCCGCUCCGCCUCAUCAUAAACUUGCUCGUCCAAUAUGGCGGAGGAAGUGCAGGCCUAAAAUCUACGCGCGUGUGUGCGUUGUCUAUAGUAUGUGACGUUGAAACAUCCAAGAACUCCACAGCUACGUGCAUUUUCUAUUCAGCGACCACCUGAAUAAAAUAUGGAAGACCCCGUAUGCAAGACUCUCCCCACGUCAGCUUUGAGAAGAAAAAAAAAGUACAUGGAUACACAAGUCGCUCCCAGCUCCAAAAACAAUGGGAAAUCUGAUAUUGAAUCAGUCAACAAAAUAAAAUCGAAUACUUGUGUUGAAUACACGUUAAAAGAACUGCAAGUAAUCAAAAUUCAUCCAGGAGUCGUCCACUACGGCACAUUUUCUCAAUGACCACGUAGUAAUGAUCCUCGAGCAUGGCACAUAAUCGCAAUGGAGGCCCAUACUGCAUGCUUUGACGAUUGUCAUGAUGAACGGAAAACAUUCCGCGUGGUCACACUGUGGGACGGGAUGAAAACCGAAUGCGUCUGAAUCGCACUAUUUGCGGUGUAUGAGAGAUGAUCCAAGGGAACGAGCGCAUGUUACCAAAACGCCUCCGGAGAGGUUGCUCCCCCAAAUGCUCGCUCAGAACAUACACAUUCAAAAAUCCAUCCCACGAUAAAGCGAUUUUCCCUGCGCUGCCCCAAUUGUUGGCCAAAUCUAAGCAGUACUCAUUUUCUACAUCCUGUGAGCUCAACAUCAUUUGUGUCAACAAAAUAGAACAAGAGGAGUAAGAGGAGCGAAUUUUGAUAA